UAAACCUUUUCCCAGUCUCCCUUCAUAUUUGUAAUCUAUCAGUUUGCAGUAUUUCCUUUGCAAUUUCUUGCACCUUUUUUUUGGUGUGGUGCUGUGACCAGAACUGUGCUGAAGAAACUUUAAACUGAGUCAGAUUCAAUGAGAGAUGAUCAUUUCCACCAAAGAAAAUGAAGUAAUUUGAAUGUUAGGUAAAAUCUAUUCAUGUUGCUGCAGAAAACAAUUACCUAUUCAUAAAAAUUGAAAGAAUGCUCUGGUGAGAAAAGAUAGUUAUUUUUGAAGGUGUAACUUGAAUUUGUGUGAAAGCUACUUGGCUCUACUUCAAUAUAAAUUAAUAAGAUUAAAAAUUAUGAAACAUUUUCUAUCUGCUGCUUACCAUAAUGAGUUAUAUUGAAAUGAGUCUUUAUGAUAGAUUUUUUCUUAAUGCAGGCAUACAUUUUUGCAGUAUUUAUUCCACACCCAAAAUCAGUCAAAAGUGCAAGUAUAACAAACAAUUUACAAAUUUUCAUUGAAGUCGUGAUCAGAAAGAACUUGCUGCAAGUGCCGGUAAUUUUAGAAAUAACAAUUAUUAACUCUUUAUCACAAAAAAAAUUAUGCCGAGCGGGGACUACCUUGUAAUACUUGAUUCCUUCUUCUCCAUAUUAUCAGGUUCUUAAACCGAACUGAAAAUCAUUAACGCUGUCAGACUAUAUUUUUGAACUUGCAAUUGUGCAUUUGUAUUUAUAUUGUCGUGUAAUUUACGUUUAUAUUGGUAAUAUAUUCUGCUACUGCGAAAAGCUAAUGUUCAUAAUUUACCCUGUGUAAGUACGCCGAAGACGAUAAAUUUGGAACUUGAUUAGUCGACAGCAAACAUAGGGAAAUUAUGAGAGAUGUUGUCAAACACUUAACAGCCUUGCGGAGCAGAAAAUAUCACUUGGGGCGGAGGGCAGGCCUCUUAUUAGAAAAGAAAUACUAUUAUGUAAGGCAGAAUAAUUCCUCCUCCAUAACGCUCCUCGACAAUUAGUUUUAAGAGACACCCAGAGAAAUGUGAAUAUCCAAAAAAGACGAGUCAGAGGGUCACUUGAAGUAUAUCCGCGCUUUGGCUAACAGGGUAUAUUGAACGCAAAUAAUCAAUUAACGAGCUGAUUUCAACGUUAAGAAAGAGCAGGGCAACCUGAGGGAAGAGCGAGCGAGCUGAACUCUCACCGCCGUCAGCCCGCCGCCAUCUCGCGGUGACGUUGCAGGAAGGCGGCAGCGGAUCGAUAUAAUCGCUCCCCUCCAUCUUCUUCACUCCCCAAAACACUGAUCUGCUGCCGCCACACCGGAGUCUCUCCCCCCCCCCCCCUUUAUUUGCAUUAACGCCGACCCGCGUUUUUCCAUCCACCGUGUUUAUUACCAUCCGUGGCCCCCCACCAAAAGCAGCAGCUUUCCUCUGCAGUCGCUCUUUGGUCGGCCUUUCAUCCAUUGCACCCACCCCCCCCCUUCCUCGUUACUGACGCUUGGAACUCUUUUUCCAUCCGCGUAUGUGUACGGCCGACUGAGGCCGGCCUCAGCACUCCCUCAAUGGCGACUGAAAAUCUUGAUUAAAGAGACUGGAGGCGGCCGGGCCCGGGGCUGAGCGAAACAGCGGCGGGAUAAUUCUGUUCCGUAUAUAAAAUCACACAAUAUACAGGGAAAAAUAUUCAAAAAUAUACAUAAUUACAAACAAAAACUCAUGUAUUAAAAUCCUUCUUUGAAAUUCAAGUACACAAUUAAAAAAAAAUAAGGAAAAAUGGCCGAGACAACCGCUAUCUCUUCAUUAGAAUCAGAGCUCUACUUCCUAAUCGCUCGCUUUCUCUCGGCCGGUCCUUGCCGAAAUUCGGCGGAGGUGAGUGGUUUUUCUUUCAAUUUAAUAGCUCGGGCAACAGGACAACCAUCUUCAGUUGUUACACCAACGAAUAAAAUAUUUUUCUGUCUAUUUUGGCAGGUACUGUUGCGAGAGCUGGAGGAGAAAGAGCUGCUCCCAAAGCGUCUUGACUGGGAAGGUAACGAACACCACAGAAGCUAUGAAAACUUUCUUUUAUCAAAUCGGCACGUGCCGCCUGAUUUCCUGCUACGGAUAUGCCAACGAAUUGGCACGUUGCUGGAUAAGGAAGUUCCUCCAAGUGUGUCUGGAGUACAGUCCCUUCUUGGAGCAGGGCGACAAUCAUUGCUUCGAACUGCAAAAGAUUCCAAACAGGUAGUAUGGAGAGGCACAGCUUUUGCAUCUCUUCACAGAGGGAGACCACCUGAAAUGCCUGUUUGUUAUGGGAAACCACCUAGCGUGGUGGAAAUUGUCCGUGGCAGACAGUUGACAGGAUAUGGACGUUUUAGUUCAAUUUUUCCAACCAGCACCUUUCAGCAUAUAAAGAUGCAUCGGAGGAUUCUUGGACAUCUGUCUUCUGUGUAUUGUGUUGCUUUUGAUCGCACAGGUCACAGGAUUUUUACUGGCUCUGAUGAUUGUCUCGUAAAGAUCUGGGCCACACACACUGGUCGAUUACUCUCCACCUUGCGUGGCCACUCUACUGAAAUUUCUGAUAUGGCUGUGAAUUACGAGAACUCUAUGUUAGCUGCUGGCAGUUGUGAUAAGCUAAUUCGCAUCUGGUGCUUGAGAACAUGCGCUCCAGUAGCUGUGCUACAAGGACACACAGGAUCCAUUACUUCUUUGCAGUUUGGUCCAAUGAGUAAAGGCUCAGUCCGGUACAUGGCCUCUACAGGAUCUGAUGGGAGUGUGUGUUUUUGGCAGUGGGAUUCAGAUACACUAAAGUUUAAGAAUCAGCCAUUGAAGUUUACAGAGCGGUCGAGACCAGGCUCUCCAAUGAUUUGUUCCUCAUUUAGCAUUGGUGGUAUGUUUCUAGCAGCUGGCAGCAGUGAUCAUGUGAUUAGAAUAUAUUAUCUGGGAUCUGGAACACCUGAGAAGAUUUCUGAAUUAGAAUCUCAUGUGGACAAAGUAGACAGUAUUCAGUUCUCGAACAAUGGUGAUAGAUUUGUCAGUGGUAGCAGAGAUGGAACAGCACGAAUCUGGCAGUACCAGUCCCAAGAGUGGAGAAGUCUCUUACUGGACAUGAGUGCCAAAUUGCCAGGUGACGCUUGUCCAGGUGAUGAUAAGAUCACAAAACUUAAAGUAACAAUGGUGGCAUGGGACCGUCAUGACAAUACUGUAAUCACUGCUGUCAACAACCAUACUUUAAAGGUGUGGGAUUCUUAUUCUGGACAAUUGCUGCAUAUCCUAAUGGGUCAUGAAGAUGAAGUGUUUGUUUUGGAGCCUCAUCCAUUUGACUCAAGAAUAAUUUUGUCUGCUGGUCACGAUGGAAAUAUCUUUAUUUGGGAUAUUACUAAAGGAACAAAAUCUCACCAUUACUUUAACAUGAUUGAAGGCCAAGGUCAUGGUGCUGUAUUUGACUGCAAGUUUUCACCAGAUGGCCAGCAUUUUGCUUGCACUGACUCACAUGGACAUUUGCUUAUAUUUGGAUUUGGAUGCAGUAAAUUGUAUGAAAAGAUUCCAGAACAAAUGUUUUUCCAUACUGACUAUCGGCCAUUAAUUCGUGAUGGAAACAACUUUGUCUUGGAUGAACAGACUCAACAGGCUCCCCAUCUCAUGCCACCACCAUUUCUAGUGGAUGUGGAUGGGAAUCCUCAUCGAACAGAGUAUCAGCGAUUGGUGCCAGGACGUGAGAACUGUCAAGAUGAACAACUCAUACCACAGUUAGGAUAUGUGGCAACAGGUGAUGGUGGCGUUGUGGAGCAAGUAAUUGGGCAACAAACAAAUGAACAAGAUGAACAGAAUGCAGAACUUAGUAUUCUGGAUGGCCUAAUUCAAAAUUUGCAACAGGAGCAAGACCAACGGAUGGGAACUGAACAAAAUGGAUUAAAUAGUCCUCAUAACAGAGUCAGCACACAUGCAAGAGCUAUAAGGAACCCAAGCUCUGAUGUUUUGUCACCACCAAAUGUAGGAUUGCGUCGAAGUGGGCAGAUUGAGGGUGUUCGUCAGAUGCAUCAUAAUGCUCCUCGUAGCCAAAUAGCAACAGAAAGGGAUAUAAUGGCCUGGAAACGAAGAGUGGUGGUACCAGAAAUACCACCAAGUGUGAACAGCUUGCAGGAAGAUUUUAGGAUUGCCAAAAGUGAGGAGGAAAUUGUCCUAUAUGAAAGAGAGAAGAAAAAACGAUCUAUUUAUUCUGCACAAAGGAAUGAUUCCUUGGAUUCAUCUGAACGUACAAAAAGAAAAAUGAGGGGACGCCGUUGUGAGCAGCGUAAAUAUCGAACUCGAGCUGCUGUUGAAGAAUUGGCUGAAUUUUUCCAAGAGGAAGCAGAAGAAGUUAGCACAGAAGAAGAGAGUAAUUCAGCAGAGGGCAGUGGAGGCUCUUCAGAAGAGUGGCGGAGCGAAAGUAACAGCUCAAGUGAUUCAUCCAGUGAUUAUUCAGACUGGACAAUGAAUGCAGGAAAUAAUCUUCAGCCACCCAAAAGACCAAGCAGGCGGCGAGCUCCACGCUUACUGAGUAGCUCCGAUGAUGAACACGAUGAUAAAGCCAAUGAACUUUGGAAUAAAAAGAUAAAGAAACCCAAAGGAAGACCACGAAAGAAACCAAAUCUAUCAACUGGUGAUGGUUCAAUGUUAGAGGAAUGGCAUCCACCAAAGUGGAUUACUGACACUGUGCCGCGCAGAUCACCUUAUGUUCCGCAAAUGGGAGAUGAGGUUGUCUACUUUCGGCAAGGUCAUGAAGCUUAUGUUGAAGCUGUUAAAAAGGCUAAAAUAUACACCAUCAGUAAGCGCAAACAGCCAUGGCACAAGAUGGAACUUAGGGAUCAGGAAUUUUUGAAAAUUGUUGGGUUAAAAUAUGAAGUUGGCCCUCCUACACUAUGCUGCCUCAAGCUUGCCUUCAUAGACCACGAAACAGGCAAAAUUAUGGACAAAUCAUUUUCAGUUAAGUACCAUGACAUGCCAGAUGUGAUAGAUUUUCUUGUUUUACGUCAAUUUUAUGAUGAAGCAAGAAAAAGGAAUUGGAAAGCAAAUGACAAAUUCCGAUCUAUAAUAGAUGAUGCUUGGUGGUUUGGGACAGCAUUGAGUCAGGAGCCAUUCCAGGCAACAUAUCCAGAUAGUCAUUUCCAGUGUUACACUGUUUGCUGGGAGAAUAAUGAAAUUGAGAGGCUCAGUCCUUGGGAUAUGGAACCCAUUUCUGAAAAUGCCCAGUAUCCUGAUGAUCCAAGUGCUGGUGUUUCUGUGACUGUGGAAGAGCUAGAAGCUCUGCUGUACAAACCUCAAGAGGGAGAAUGGGGUGACAGAUCAAGAGAUGAAGAAUGUGAACGCAUUAUCAAGGGCAUUGAUGAUGUUCUGACACUUGAAAUAGCAGCUCCCUUUAAUGCACCUGUGGACCUUCGUGCAUAUCCUACAUACUGCAUGGUGGUUUCUUACCUCACUGACCUCAGCACUAUCAGAAAGAGAUUGGUCAAUCGGUUUUACAGGAGGAUCACUGCACUUGUGUGGGAAGUGAGGUAUUUAGAACACAAUGCGCAAACUUUCAAUGAACCAGACAGCCCUAUUGUUAAAUCAGCCAGAAGAAUCACUGAUCUACUUCUUAAGUUCAUUGAGAAAAGAGACUGUUAUGAUAUUUUUGAGAUUUGGAAUACAAUGGAGAAUUGUUCAGUGGACUCCCAAGAAGAGAACGAGGGUGGUGCUACAACCAGUGUUGCAGGGACAUCUACUCGGAGAAAUCACCUGAGGCCUGAAUUGGGUAGCAGUAUGAUUUGUGAUGCCAAUGCAUGGAAAUCUCAGUGCAGAAAACUGGUGGAGAUCCUAUUUCAGUGUGAGGAUUCUGAACCAUUCAGGCAGCCUGUGGACCUCGCUGAAUAUCCAGACUACAGAGAUAUUAUACACACUCCAAUGGACUUGGGAACUAUAAAAGAAGCAUUGGAAAUCGAAAAUUAUGAAAGUCCAAUAGAUUUUUGCAAAGAUGUGCGAUUAAUCUUUACUAACGCUAAAGCUUAUUCCCCAAACAAAAAGUCUAAGAUAUAUAGCAUGACUCUGAGACUGUCUGCAUUUUUUGAGAACCAGAUUCGAAAAAUCAUCUCUGAUUAUAAAACUGCUCAAAUGUACAAUAAAAGGAAUCAGCACAAAUGGAGAUGUAAGAAACGGAUACACAGCUCUGAUGCCUCUAGGUCAAGCAGUAGAGCAUCCAGUCCAGAGCGAAAAAAGAAACCAAUAAAGCCUCAAACAAAAGUUGAACAUCUUCGUAAAACUUCUACCUCAUUAAGCUCAUCUCAGAACAGUACAAGUGGCACUGGUGAUAGUGCCUCCAGUGAUGCUUCUGAGCAUUCUUCCACUUUACCCAGAGUAAGGAACACAAGGACCAGGGCACCUGCCUCAACGGUAAAGAAAGAAGGAAGAAAAGAUUUAUUGAAUGGGUCAGUUGGAUCAACAGUAUCAGAAAGUGGAGACUCCAGUGAAAGUUCUGCCGAAGAGAAUAAUUGUACUAAGAAAUCUUCAACCUCUUCAAACUUUACUGAAACAGAAUGUGUGGCAGGCAGCAGUAGGACAGUAAAAAAGCGAAUCUUAUCUAAACACAAAAUAGAAACAAGUGCUAGUGGUACUCGGAUAAAUGGACAUAAUAGAAAAUUGGUCCGUCAGACCACAGCAGCUAAAAAACGCAAGAUAUUGAGUGAUUCUGAGGAAGACUCGCAACCAGAAAGGGAUCAGGAGCUAUUUGGUGGUGUUAAGAAAAGAAAAAAUGUCAAUGUUGUGGAAGAUGAUGACUCUAUCUCUGAUAUCCAGGAGCAGCAGCCAGGGGAGGAGGUUGUUCACAGCAAAAGUAGUUCCAGUAGCAGAACCAGUUCUACAUCUGAAGGCAGCUCAAGCUCCAGUUCUGAAUCAAAAUCACAGACAGACCCUGAAUCUGGAUCAGGAUCUGCUUCUGACUUAGACAGUGAUUACAAUGUGAAAGCAAAGUCAAAAGUUAAAGUGAAAAAAAAAUUGAAAAAAGGUAGACCUAGAAAAGUUAAACAGAGAGGAAAAAAUAAAGCUGUCACUAAACAAGGCACCAACAGAUUAGAAUACAUGAAACAGCAGAAUAUCUUGGACAGUGAAGAGGAAGAGGGAGAUGAUGACGAUGACUCUGAUUAUGUCAAAAGGGAUUGUGUUUGUAGACCCUCUGCAAUAAGGACCAGAAAUCAAGGCAGAAGGACUGUAAGAUACGACGAUUAUGAUUCCGAUACGGAUGGUGUCUUACAUAAUGAGAAUAAUGGAAUAUCCAGGUCUGGACGUGUACGGCGGAUACCCAUGAGAGUGAGAGAUUGAGAAGCAGCCAUUUAUUGGCAUCGUACCACUGUGAAUUUUUUCUCUAGAAUUUCAGGGAUUAUAUUUAUAUUUUUUUCUGGAUUUAUUUUCUGAGGGGGUUGGAAGCUGGCUGUUCACAGAUACAAAAAAUCAUAAUUGACGCUGCAAACAUUAAGCACCAUUUAACAGCACAACAUACGGAAAAAGGACAUAAGGAACUCUAGUCACGUCUGUGGACCAUGCACGAAAAGAGUCUCUAACUUACAUUUGUCUUCUAUUGAACACUACAACAAAAUGUAUUUAUUUUUACUGCUUUGCGUGUACUUUAGGUCAGCUGUCUCUUCAGUAGUCCAAGUAGCUGUUUCCAAAUUUGGGUGCUGGAUUAUGAAUCAAAAAGGAUCAGUUUGCAUCCAUCUCACUAACUGUGAUAAUGACUCCAUGAAUUGAAUUUGUGUUCAAACGUUUUUUUCAAAAUUGUGUACUUUAAUACCAAUUUAGAAAUUAUUUUUGGAAGAGGAUGAGUUUAAGAGAAUGGAAUAGCACUGCAGUAUGGAAAAGAUGAGAGUUUCUUUGAAGUAGGUGUGCAAAAUUAAACAGAAGUCUGUAAAUUUGCCCUAAUUCCAGUGUACCUUAUUUGGAUGAAUAAUAAUUUAACCUGUUGGGAUUUUGUUUGUCAUUUGUCUGUUUAGUCAGCAGCCAUAGUAACUGAUUAAUUUUCUGAUCGUCGUGUUUGGUUAAAGGACAGAAUAAAGCAUUGUUUGCUGCUGGCCUUAAUGCUCAGAGUAUACUACAUUUCCCCAUUUAUUGCAAGCUUGAGAGCAAAGAGAAAUGAAAUAUUUAUACUGUGCCAAUUUUAUACAAAUAGUGCAGAAUAUGCACAUUUUGAAUUGUAAUGGAUCAUUUGGGGUUGAAAUGAGGGGAAUAAAAAUUAACUUAGAAGCAGAUAAACUAUAAAAUGCAAGAAAAAAUGUACUUGAAUUUGGUUUAAACUUGGUUAUACCUCUUUUUUUCUGGUAAAUUAUUUAAGUUAAAAAUUAAUCCAGUCUAGUUUAUGUAAUUAAAUUUGUUGAUGUUUCAACAGCUAUGCAAAUAUUCAGUGCUAGCCAAAAGGUAGUCUUAAAAUUAAGUCCUUCAUUAAGGGCAUUUUCAAAAUAUUUAAUUAAAAAUGGCGAUCUGAGUUAAACCCAAGCAUGCGUAACUUACUAACUCUGGAAUGAUAUGGUGCACUUUUGCUGUAAUAAAUUGUGUGUUUAUUCCAAAAUAAUGCAAUUUUCCUAAAUGUGCAGAAAAUUAAUUGUAUCUUCAACCUAUACUUUCAACUGGUCUUAUAUCCACUUACAGAGUUUGUAUAAUUAGGUCACUUUUUGUGCUGUUCAACUUUAAAGGCAGUGAUUUACACUGAUGUGCAGUAAUGUAGGUUAAGCCAGUCUUGGCUGAAUGUCCAUCUAUGUGUAGCUGGUGAACAUUUAGACUUAGCUAACCAAAGUGUUAAAGGGAUUAGUGUUUUUACCCAAACUUGAUCUAGACUUCAAUCAGCAACAAGCUGCAUAACAUGUUUUGUAAAAUAAUAGGUUCUCCUGUUUAUUUUCUCAGCUCAGUCUGAUUAACUGCUAUGACCUUACAAUUGUGCAGACUGAUAUUAGCCAGCAACAAAUAAUUGGGAAUUUGCUUUUAUGUGUCUCUUGGCACAACGCUAUACUGAAGAGUCUGGGUGUGUGUCUUUAAAUUCCAAGUUAUUGUCUAAUUUAAUUUCUUCAGCAAAAGUCACCUGGGGUGGCACAAUGUUUGAGCAGGUCUGCAACAAAUCAGUGAUGCCCGAAUGUUGGUAGAUAGUAUCUUCAACUUGGUAAAAUGUUACAAACCACAAAUUUCACAAGAGUGCCACAAGAAAACUGAUUCAUUAUUUUAUGUUCCAUUAUUUUGGAAUGAAAUGCAUCAAAAUUAAUUUUCACUGUCGCUAAUGGUCAGGAUUCUUCUGCCUAUAUGCCUAUAUAUAAUAUUUAUUGAAAUCUAUAAUGUAUCCCCCAUGAUACAAGAUUGACGCUUUUACUGAAAAUGUUGAUGCACUGUUAUUAGUAUAUUCCAACAGAUGGUAUCAUAAUUUUGAAGAUCACUGCAAAACUAGGUUUUUUCACAGGGAUGUGCAAACUUCACUUUUGUUUAUGGUGAGCCAUUUAUUUAGUGAAGUAUUUGUGCUUAAAUCAGGUCAGUUUAAUUUUUCCAAAUUAGAUUUACCUACAAUUUAAUGUCUUCACCUUCAGACUUCUCAGAUUCUAACAGUUAAAUUAAACUUCUGCUCCUUGCAGAGUUUUUCAGAGAUCAAACAAAGGAUUUGAAUGUCUGAGUUUGCCAUACUGCUUUAACUUUUGCAGCGUGGGACCAGUAGACAUCAUUCUUUAGAGAUGUCCUAUCAUCUGGAUCAAUUUCCAUUUACCACUUUUUUUUCUAGGAUGACAAAUGGAAGGAAAACAUAAUUUUUUUAAUAAGAAGUUCUUUUAUACUGUUCAAUUAUAAAAUGCAUAGGUAUUUUCCAUUUCUCAUAUGCAAAAUGUUGUUUGCCAAAUGAUCACUCUGAAGAGGAAAUAGUUGAACACUUGUCAAGAGAAUGUUCUGAGAUUUAGUAUGAUGAUGGCAGCCAGCUUUGCUCAAUUUGAUAGUAUUUUUAAAAAAUAUGUACAACCGCCUGUAACAGCAAGUGGCCUUUUAGCUCAUCCACAGUUUAUUGGUGUGGAGUUGUGCUUAUGAAGAGAUUUGGUGCCUUUAGUUUUGUCUGUGCCUACAAUUAUGCUAGAUGAUAUUCAUAAUCUUUUGAUGUUAUUUGUCCUCAGGAACACAUUAAACUAUGUUUUUCCUUUGCAAACCAUGCCUUUCCUUCCCAUGUUUAAUUCUAAUGUUACAGAAUAUUUCACUCUUAGAUUUAAUAUCAUUUCAAAAUGGAAAGCUUUGAAGUGGUGAUAGUUUUUUGUAAAAUGUUAACAGGUGAUUUUAGCCCAAUUUGCAGGAGAAGGAACCCAUAGAGUCAGGUGGAUUCAAUAUCAUUUCAUUGCUUCAACAGUAAGUAACAUUAGGAAAAACCAAGCAAGAAUUGGCAAAAGAUUGAGUUUUCUGGUGGACAUUAGGUUAAAAUUGUCUCCAAGUAACUUGUCUGAUUUUCAUUUCUUGCAUUAACCAAAAGUCAAAACUUAUUGUCGUCAUUGAUUUUAUUUUAGGUUAAGCAUUCCCUUGAUAAUAUCUUGACUUGUGUAUAAGUGGUGAAAAUACUGCAGAUAGAAAAUGAUGCCUAAUUAUAGAGGGGUGGAUAAUUCCCUCAGAUACUUGCAUUUCGUUGGUAAUUGUUAACUAGAUAACAACCGAUAUCUGUAAUGAGUAAUGAACCAUCAGUGGAAUCACAGUAUCCCAACUGUUUUUAUCCCAACUAUAUUUCAAUGGAUGCAAAGAAGACAGUUUAGAAAAUAGUAAAGAUGAAGUCAUUUUGAUAUCUAAAAUAUCAUGCAAUGCUGACAUUGAGGUAAUCAUUAAUUGCUAUAAACUAAAUCUUCAUGAUGGCUUUAAUUUUAUUUAUUGAAAUGUUUUCCUCUUGCCCAUUCCAAUAACAUUGAACAACAAAAUUCAGAGAUUGUUGUAAAUUUAGGAAAUGGACACAUGGUACUAGUGUUUCAAAGUAUGCAUUCCAACCUUAACAAGAAGGUAUUUUUGCUUUAUUGUGCCCAUUUUCUUCCAGCACCUGUGCAUAUCCUACUCCCAUUCCAAACCCUCAUUGUUAAAUCAUAUUUUCCCUGCAAAUCAUGGUAAAAUUCCUAAAGGAAAUAACUUUUUAAAAUGUACUUUGCAAUUGACUUACUCCCUGGAAUUCUAACAUUUAGAGACUGCACAAAAUCAAUAUGAAUCUAUCUUUGUUUUCCAACUUUGAAACAGAAAAUGCUGUGAAUAAUCAGCACCUAUGGAGAAGCAUAACUUUUCACAGGUUUUUGGCUCUGUUUCGCAACACUUUGCAUCCCUACAUCCAUCCCAUGGUUCUGUAAUCUACUUAGAGCUUUAUAACUCCGCUCUGUCCCUUUAUAUUGUGGUAAAAUUAAAAUAAUAUAAACAGGCGCGUUUCUUUUAUUGCCAAUGACAAAGGCUGAGUAAUUAAAUGCAAUACUUUACAGCAUUAUGCUAUUUAGCCAAUCUGUUAUCAAAAUCGAAUCAUGUUAUAUCAGCAGAGAUUAUCACCCUAACAUCUCUCAAGAUACACUAAUGUAUUCUAUUUUUUAAAAAUUAGUUUAAUCUUGAGCAAGAUUAAUAAAAUUUGAGUAUCAAUUUGAAUGGGUACAACUCCAUAAAAUCUGGCAUCUUCCACUAAUUUUUAGCCUUAAUAAUAUAAGCAGGUUGAAUGGAAUCAUUUAUUUUGGAUACUCUCAAGAAGAAAUUUCACCUGAGUUGCUUAAAAUGUGCCUAUGUGGUUAAUGUCAGAAAGAUGUUCAAUUGGAGACUACAUUGGAAUGAGAUAAAUAGUAACGUGAAAUAGGAAAUGCAUUUUCUCUUCCUUCCUUUCUUCCCCUCCCCCACCACCUAUCUCAGAGAUGCCAAAACAAUUAGUAUUGACAUGACCCUCCUUCCCCUAUCAGCUAAAGAACUAUGGUUGAAGGUGUAAUUAGUAAUGAAGGCAUUGGCACAAUUGCGUACCAUUCUGUUUCAUAGUUGAAAUUUCCCUAUUUUUCAAUUAUUCUGUGCAUGUGCACAGGCUGCCUUGAUAAAAAUCUAUCUUGUUUUUGUUAAUUGAAAUAUACUACAAAAAUAAUACCCCUUGAUCAUAAAUUAUAAACACUGUGUUUCUCAGGCAUUGUUUUGAACAACAUAUUAUAUUGCACAAUGGAAUUGUCCUAAAAUGUAAUUUAAAAUCUCCACAUUUGUCAGAUAAUGAUGCAGUAGUUUCAAUGAAUUAAUUUUCUGGAUGUGUUGCUUGAUAUUUUUGUCUUUGCGCAUGAUGUAUUAAAGAAUGAUAACUAAGAACAAUGAUUUCCACUUGCAUUUUGUAUUGCAUACACAGCUUAUUUGGAAAUUCUGCCUCGCUUACAGAAGAGGUUUAUUAUCCAGAGCAAAUGGGCUUUCAAAAGACUGCCUCAAAAAGAAUCCUAUAAUCUUCAGACAUGCAGUGUUUAGCAUGUUAUUUCAUUUUUUAUAUUAAAAUACAUUAAUUUACUGCAAAAGUUAUAAAGCUAGUUCAAUUUCUGAACAAGCUUAAUAGUUUUGUGCAUGGCUAACAUAUGCUAUGACUGAAUUGAUUCACUACCUAUAGUUUAAGCCUUGAAUUAAUUACAAAUACUAAAGUUUUGUUUUAUAUUGACAUAAAUUCCUGAGAUGUUAGCUCAAAGAUGAACUAUAUCAAUUUAAGGAAAUGUGUAUCAUUGACUAUGCUUUUGAGUUCCAGGUAGGAGCACAGUAUUGUAGGAGUGACAUUUAAGAUUUUGUAAUAACUGUUUAAAAUAUUGAAUAAUGAUAGAAUUAAUAGAUAUUGAUUUAAUACAGGCAGUUAACUAAGAUCUUGGUUUUCAAUAAUGGUCCAUGAUUUACUGUGCUGUAUAUUUUGCAAUAUAGUGGGUAAUGUUUCCAUACAUUUUGCAUUUUGGAGGCUAAUAUGUGUGAUAAAGUGCAAUGAAUCAAAUCAUGUGAUUAUUGCGUUUUGAUAUUUUAUUUGGGAAGAAGAGCACAAUUUCCAAAGCUGACUACGGCAGUGCCAAAUUGGAAUGUCUGAUAUGAAUUUUAAUUUCUACUCCUGCAUAGACAAAUUUAUUAAUUAGUGGUAGGAUUUUCUGAUUUUGGAGAGACGGACAAAGAGUUGCAGAAUAAUGGUGCCCACUUCUGCAGGAGCAAAAUUCACUGUUGCACUGAAAGCAGCAAUAGCGACUAUUAAGUACUGUAUCUGGCAACUUUGUGACAAAGGCAAAAGGCUAUGAGCUCCAGUGUGUGGAUUAGAACAACAUGGGUUAAUAGUUUUUUUAAAGUUUAAACAUGUUGCACAUUAGAGAUUUUCUCCAAAGUAUCCACUUUAAAAUAGCUGUUUAUUAAUUUUCCUGGGACAUUGUUUUUGCCAAAUUGUUUCAAUUUUGAUCUCAGGACUGUUUAUAUAUGUUAACUGAUGAAUCAGAUUAUUCAGGGAGAGGUGUUUACCUAACUGGAAAAUUUCAGUUUUCUUAUGAAAGGAAAAACAUUGGCAGUUUAUUUUAUUUUUGACAAUUUAUUGUAAAUUGUGCAUAUGUAAAUAUAUAGAAACUUGAAAUUUUUGCCUUAGCAGCAUAGAAUCUUGUGUUAAUUAGUGUAUGUGGCUGUAGUUAUGCUAUUUUCCAGGUUUAUGCAGAAAAUUGAUUCCCAUUGUAAAAAUAAAAUCAUUGUUUAAAAAUAA
Molecule: messenger RNA, 13643 nt
Organism: Hypanus sabinus (Atlantic stingray)
Lineage: Eukaryota; Metazoa; Chordata; Chondrichthyes; Myliobatiformes; Dasyatidae
Product: bromodomain and WD repeat-containing protein 1-like
Exons: 39
Coding region: 1748-7282 (1844 amino acids)
Biological process (GO): regulation of cell shape; cytoskeleton organization; regulation of transcription by RNA polymerase II
Cellular component (GO): nucleus
Molecular function (GO): protein binding
Source: RefSeq, a predicted model, not a curated record